This is a messenger RNA of Ruditapes philippinarum (Manila clam), 1599 nucleotides long. Its product is annotated as aggrecan core protein-like. The transcript is spliced from 10 exons. The record is from RefSeq and is a predicted model, not a curated record. The coding region runs from base 157 to 1599 and encodes 480 amino acids. NCBI's taxonomy places the organism in Eukaryota, Metazoa, Mollusca, Bivalvia, Venerida, Veneridae.
AACAAAGCUUUAAACUAUCACCUUCUCUAUACAUGACUGUACUUUAUCAUUCGUUCUUAUCUUUGAACUUUAUUUUGCUUAAUAUAGACAAAAGAAUGUACUAAUUUAGCAAAAGAAAUAUAAAUAUAUGCUAUUGAUUAAUUGAACACAGGCAAAAUGUUUUGGCUGCUUGUGACAAUUUUGUUUACGGUAUUUGGAAAUGUUCGCUCUGAUUAUAAAUGCGUGUGCAGUUACAGCGUGGAAACAAACGUCUACGCUACGCCUUCCGAGCAGGGCGACGUUUUAGGCUAUCUGUACGAAUUCGACUGUAAACCUGAUGUCGGACAGUCUGAUGAUGAAUGGUUUACGGUUGCCUUCGAGCACAAGCUCGGAUUUGUAAAGAAUAACGCUGAUCUGCAAAUACAAACAUGCCAAGGAAGCGUUCCUGAUGAAGACAAACUUCCGGUACAAACUACUACCAUUAAACAAACACCACCACCACCAAAAACAACAACAACAACUACUGUAACAACGCGACCAACAACUACUGUAACAACGCGACCUACAACCACAACUUCAACAACCACGGUCAAACCAACAACAAGCACCCCUGUACCAACGACUGAACAAACUACAUUGAAAGAAACAACAACGCCAACUACUAAGAUGGCAACACCUGAAUUAACAACUUCAAGAGUGCUAGCUACCACAGCAAUGAAGUUAACGACUCAAGCGACAGAAAUUCCAACAACUGCGACAACUGCAAUAUCUUCAACAACAAGCACUCCGUAUAUAACUUCAAAUACAAUCAAAGGACAUCUAGAGUUAUGUUCGCGCCGGACUCAUCAAGCUGCUAAGAGAGAUCAUGCAAUUCUUGCACAAUUUGGAGAGAACUGUUACGAAGUUGACCAAACUAACGUAACUUGGUCACACGCAGAGUCCAUUUGUCAACAUAACGGCGGGCAUUUAGCGCAUAUUGCUAAUCAAAAGGAGCAAGCUUUCAUUUACAACUUUCUUGUGAAACAUCGUGGACAUACUGCCUGGAUUGGUUUAAACGACAGGAAUUAUGAAGAGAAAUUUGAAUGGUCUUCUGGCGAUUCCUUGAAUUAUACAAACUGGAAACCUGGUCGCAAGAAUCAUCGCCAUGGUCAUCAAGACUGUGUAUUUAUGCAAGCAACUACUGGCCAAUGGGAUGACGUAAAUUGCGGAGGGGACACCCAUCAUACCGAAGUUGUUCACGGACAUGGACAUGCAUAUAUUUGCCAAUAUGCUAUUAAAAAUGCAACUGCAGUUUCAACUUCCGGUCACGCUCCGGACGGGAAUUUGAAUCUAUGCUCGCAGCAUUUACAUUCGCAAGUAUCAAGAGACGGUGGUUCCCUUGGUCAGUAUGGUCAGAACUGUUACGAAGUUGUUCCCGAUAUUGAAAAGACUUGGCACCAAGCAGAACAAUUUUGUCACAAUAGAGGAGGGCAUCUAGCACACAUACGUAAUGCUAAAGAACAAAAGUUUCUUCAGGGUUUUAUGCACAGGUAUUCUCCCCAUCAUGCUGUUUGGAUCGGCCUUUACUAUCGCUCCAUGAAACACUUUCCCAAAUUUGGACAUCGGGUUAAACACUUUUAA